UGAAUGACCUCCCUCCUCCAGCACCCCCCACCCCCACAGUUGGUAGCGUCCGGGACGGAGCAUCAUGGCGAUUGACGGAGGGGGGAGGAACUGUGGUGUUCACGAGCUCAUCUGUGCAAGAAAAGUCUCUCCUGAGCUUCUGGGUGUCCUGUCUUCCAUUACAGCCUUCAUGGCGUUGAUGGCUCUGUUUUUUCUUUACCUCAGCAACAAGCUGUCAGUGGCGAGUCCUGACGACCCGUCACAUCUCAACGGGUUAAAGAACAGACAUCCAGCUCACAUUGUGAUGCUGGCUCCACACCCUGCUAACAACCACAUGUCCUAUCAGCGCUCUGAUGAGAUAAUCUAGCGUUCCUGCAUCCCCGGCUGAGAGAUGGCCUUCUUCAAGAGUUUCCAGCAGAACCUCCCCACUGUCAACAUUUCCUCCCUCUUGGACUCGGUCACCAGCCGCGUGGACGACCUGGCCACGGCCGUCAGCGACGCCACGUACGCCGUCAGCGACCAGCUCACCGAGCAGGUCACCACCAUCAUCAACAAGGUGGACGACGGGGAGAACAACGGGCAGGAGGCGGGUCAGACUUCCACGGCACAGGAAGGAAGAAGCAAGGCCAGCAACACCGGAUCAAAGAGCAACCAAUCCGGGGAAAACAAAGAGGGCGAGUCCGCUCCGAACCAGCCGGAGUGGGAAUGGAGGGACGGAUGCUGGCGAGUUAAAAGGACAGAAACUGAGUUAGAAGAGGAAGAGAAGAGGAAGAAUGAGGAGAAGGAGCAGCAGGAGAAGAAAGAGCAGAGGAGGAGAGAACGGAGAGAAAAGCAGCUGGAGAAAGAAGCCAAGGCACAGAAAGACGAAUCCCAAGAUGGAGAGCAAGAGGAGGAUGGUGAUUGUGGACAAAUCAGAAAGGGGAGCGAUGGCGGAGACAACUCCAUGGAUCAGAAAAAAGAGAUUGACUUUGAAGAAUCAGCUCGUCCUCAACAGGAAAAGCAAAAAGAAGACGGAGGAGAAGAGAAGGAGGUGGCGGACAGCCUUGAGAGAGAGGGAGAUGACGAGGAAGAAGCCGAAGUGACCAAGUCUUCAUCAACAGGGAAAAAGAAGAAGUCAGACAAGAAGAAGAAGAAGAAAAAAACGAAAGACGAUGGGAAGAAUUCAGACGAAGCCUCGGAUGUGGAGAAAAAGAAGGCGAAAGGGAAGAAGAGCAAGAAGAAAAAGAAAGCAAACAAAGAGGGAGUUUUAUCUGACAGCGAGGAGGAGAAAGGCCCCGAGGACGCGGCUCCACAGAACAAGACUUCAGCGUGGAGCAACAAGAGCAAACAGUCCACAGAGCAGGGGGGCUACAGCAGUGAAGCCUCCAGUGGACGAGGAAAUAAAGAAAACCAUUAA
Molecule: messenger RNA, 1375 nt
Organism: Notothenia coriiceps (black rockcod)
Lineage: Eukaryota; Metazoa; Chordata; Actinopteri; Perciformes; Nototheniidae
Exons: 6
Coding region: 371-1375 (334 amino acids)
Source: RefSeq, a predicted model, not a curated record